UCUACAUAAUUUGGAACCGACUCCGAUAGCCAUCCAAGCUUGCAUUUCUACACAAGCAAGAGAAACUUUAGACAGUAGUGAAACCUAUCUGCUGCUUUUUGGAGAAAAGCCACCAUGUCAUCGCUGUCAAAAGCCAUGGUUCGUGAAGUUCUGACGUACGAUAACUACGACGACUGGAAAAUUUUGAUGAAAAACUAUUUGGUGGGAAAAAACCUCUGGGGCAUUGUUGAUGAAACAGAACGUGAACCACCUACUGAUGAUCCAAGUUAUGCAGCCUGGAGAGAAAAGAAUAGUAAAGCUCUGCAUGCGAUCCAAAUUUCAUGUGGAACCGAUAUGUUUUCCCAUGUCAAGAAGUUGAGUUCAGCCAGAGAAGCAUGGAAAUGCUUGGCUAAUGAGUGCAUGUCAGCAUGGGGCAGGAGUAGGAAAAUUACAGAGACACUUUCUUCUCAAUCUCAGAAGAUGAAGGAAGUGCUAGGUGAUGAUGGUGGUGAAAGCUUGAGCAAAUAUCGGAUCUUAUAUAAUGCUGCUUUCUAUGGUGACUGGAAAACGGCCAAACGGUUCAUUGACAAGCACCCGGAAGCAUUGACUGCCGGUAUUGAUAACUGGUCGAAAACUGCUCUUCACGUUGCCGCUUUCUUUGGAAACACUAAUUUUGUGGUAGAGUUGGUGAAGAUCUUACCACCAGAGAAACUGGCAAUACAGAACCUUGUUGGUUCUACUGCUUUUCACCUUGUCACUGAAGGAGGGACCAGAAAGAUGGCGGAGGCAAUGCUGGAAAAGAACCCUGGAUUGUUCCAUAUCCGUGACUUCAAUGGAAUCACCCCACUCCUUUCAGCUGCAAAUUUCUGCAGAAAGGAUGUACUGCAAUAUCUCUAUGGUUGUGCUACAGAUGCAUGUCUAAAUUCAACUAUAGAAGACUCUGCAGCACUUCUUGUUCACUUGAUUGCUGCUGAUUGCUAUGGCAUGGCUUUGGAUCUUUUGCAUCGCUGCCCAGAAGUAGCCAGUACUCAUGUAAAUGGGGAAACAGCGUUGGAUUUUCUGGCAAGAAAACCUUAUGCAUUCAAAAGCAGAAACCGGUUUGGAUUUUGGCAUAGGCAAAUCUAUUCAUGGGUCCAUGUUGAACUACCUACCCAUAGCCAUACUGACAAGAAAUUCUACAAGGAUGAGGAGGAUUCUCUGGAGGAAGAACAAGUCUCCAUUAAUGGUUCCCACCAAAGAUCCAGUACCCAUUUAGUGCUUUGCUACAUUAAUCAGCUACUUUGGAUUGUUCUUCAAAGAAUAGUACCAAGUAUUAAGUCGGUCCGCAAAAGCAAGCUGAUGCAUUUGCAAGCUCGCGAACUUGUCGAGCACCUCUUUAAAAAUGUUCUAAUGGCCGUAAAAAAUGACCACAAAGUUGAGAAGUUGCUUGGGCCACCACUAAUCGCAGCUACUGAGUUUGGAAUUGUUGAAUUUCUAGAAAUGACUCUUAAAUAUUAUCCUCGUUUGAUUGAGUACCCAGAUGCAAAUCUCCGUUGUAUACUUCAUGUGGCUGUGCUGAAUCGACAAGAGAUGAUUUUCAACCACCUGAAGAAAACAGGCCGACAUUUAGCACUCAGAACAUUUGAUAGAGAUAUUUAUUUGAACAACAUUUUGCAUUUGGCUGCAAAGCUAGCACCUCCUCAACAACUCAACUGCGUCUCUGGUGCAGCUCUACAACUGCAGAGAGAGCUUCAAUGGUUCAAGGUUGUGGAGAAGUUGGCACCUCCAAAGUACAGAGAAUGGAAAAACUCGCACGGCCUGAAACCCCAGCUCUUAUUUUCUGAGGAACAUAAGGAUUUAGUUGCCAACGGAGAAGUCUGGAUGAAGGAGACAGCAACAUCAUGCACAGUUGCAGCUGCCCUCAUUAUCACAAUAAUGUUCGCUGCAGCAUUUACUGUGCCUGGAGGCAUUCAAAGUGAUACAGGAAACCCCAUUUUCGUGACUUCUAAGUCUUUCAUGGUUUUUGUGAUAUCUGAUGCAUUUGCGCUCUUCUCUUCUUCAACCUCAAUGUUGAUGUUCUUGUCUAUCCUCACUUCACGCUAUGCUGAGGAUGAUUUCCUCAAAUCCUUGCCUCAAAAGUUGAUAAUUGGGCUUGCAAUGCUCUUCUUCUCUAUAGCAGCCAUGAUGACAACCUUCUGCUCCACCAUUUUUAUCAUGCUUUGCAGUAGACUGCGACUGAUUUCCAUUGUCCUAACUUCACUUGCUGUAGUCCCAGUAACACUAUUUGCUUUUCUGCAGUUUCCCCUCUUUAUUGACAUGGUGUUUUAUACAUAUGGUUCCGGAAUAUUUCGUUACUAGGAGUAGAUUCAUUUCAUCUUCACUUCUUAUCUUUCAUGAUGAAGGUUUUUUGGGGGAGAAAUAUAGAAAUUCUUGCUGUACUUGUAUACACUUGCAAUUUUUGAGCUGUUACUCUUGUGGUUAAGGUCAUGAAGCU
This is a messenger RNA of Nelumbo nucifera (sacred lotus), 2452 nucleotides long. RefSeq lists its product as uncharacterized. Gene Ontology annotation, molecular function: protein binding. Lineage: Eukaryota; Viridiplantae; Streptophyta; Magnoliopsida; Proteales; Nelumbonaceae. The record is from RefSeq and is a predicted model, not a curated record. Gene Ontology annotation, cellular component: membrane.